This is a messenger RNA of Phialemonium atrogriseum, 1066 nucleotides long. RefSeq lists its product as uncharacterized. The transcript is spliced from 2 exons. The record is from RefSeq and is a predicted model, not a curated record. Gene Ontology annotation, cellular component: mitochondrion. Lineage: Eukaryota; Fungi; Ascomycota; Sordariomycetes; Cephalothecales; Cephalothecaceae. Bases 238 to 753 code for a protein of 171 amino acids.
GCUGAAGCUCCACAUUCGUGGCUUGAGCCCCCACCUGCGGCGGUGGGUUUAUCCUCCGAUCAAAUUGGAGCUCUGAAGCUCGGGCGGCCAGGGCCAUUCAAAGUCGUUCGACUCGGCCGACUACGGAUAUCGGGACACAGCGACAACCCUUCAAUGCGAUACCCCAAGCUCAAACGAAGAGCCCUGAACCGUUGAAACCACGUGGCUGAUCUCGCCCGACCUCCUCUUGCUCCCCGUAUGGCCGCGAUGGCCCUCGAAACACCAGAUCCCGGCCAGCCAGAGCGGCUGCCGAUUCCGUCUCGCAACCCGCUCCCGCUGUCAGCAUCGCAAGAAGCUCAGGUCCGCGACAUAUUCUACGCCCGUGUGAGGGACCACUGCGCGGAGGAGAUCAAGGCCUUCGCCGCCUGCGCCCUCAACCGCACCUUCACCGUGUCCUUUGCGUGCCGCCCGCAGCAGCGGCUGAUGAACUCGUGCAUGCAGGCGCACGCCACGCCGUCGGAGCAGGACGCCGCGCGCGAGGACUGGUUUGCGCAGCGGCAGGAGCGGCAGCGCGAGCGCGAGCGCAAGGCCCGCCGCAAGGCCGAGCAGGAGGCGUUCCUGCGCGAGUGGUGGGGCCUGCCCGAGCGGGACCGCGAGGAGAGGAGGAGGGAGGAGGAGGCGCUCGCGAGGGGGGAGAGGAUCGGUGGGUUUGCGAGCCGCGAGAGGAGGAGGGUCGGCGGGGGCGGGGCCGAGGGGGGGGAGGAGAGGAGGUGACGGGGAGGGCGGGACCUGGAAGAUAGGACAGUGGGAGAAGAGAUCUGAUGCAUUUUCUGGCGUUCGGAGCCAGGCUGGGAAGCCUUGCCUGGCCUUGGGGGGUUGAGGAUUACGCUACUCUGUACGAAAAUCGCUGAUGUUUGAUAAUACCUAGAUCAUGGCUGAGCGUGUGCGAGAAAGUCACUGUACCUGUCAAUCAAUUCAGAGUUUCUGUACUAUGUGUCGCACAAGGGGUAUUGUCGUAAUCCCCUCAGUCUCGUAGUCUUAAGACUCGACGUCGGGAGGGCAACGUCUGAUAACUUAUGUCCAAGAA